Dama dama (fallow deer) is the source of this 2541-nucleotide messenger RNA. RefSeq names its product YjeF N-terminal domain containing 3 (gene YJEFN3). Lineage: Eukaryota; Metazoa; Chordata; Mammalia; Artiodactyla; Cervidae. Gene Ontology annotation, cellular component: mitochondrion. The record is from RefSeq and is a predicted model, not a curated record. Gene Ontology annotation, molecular function: NAD(P)HX epimerase activity. The transcript has 6 exons. The coding region runs from base 1 to 1146 and encodes 381 amino acids.
AUGGGCCCUGGAUUGCCCUGCAGUGUCGGCUGCCAAAUGUGCCUGGACUUUUUCCUGCCUUUGCUGAAACCCUGCUUGUCAGCAGCCAGCCUCUUCAGACUGGGGGUCUUCUCCACUGGGGUACCGGUUGGGUGGAUGGGCGACCUGUAUCGGAGCGUACCGGGCUGGAGAGGGGCGCAGCAGAGGCGGGUCCACUUGCAUGCAGGCCAGGACCCCGUAGCGGGGGUAAUGAGCCCAUCGCUGUCCUUCCAGACUUUGUUUCCCUGCCAGUAUCUGGAACUUUGGGAUUCCCGCCAUUCCACGGGCAGCUCCACUCCUGGCACGAAGGGGUUAAGUCCACUUGCACUUUACAACCAAUGGCCAUGCGCAGCGCCUCUGCGGCGUCUCCUGAUUGGCGGACACACGGAGUGGGCGGGAGGACGGACGCCCCUCCGCCCAGGGGUGCGUUUAAAAGGCUGUGGCAGUGGUGGCGGCACACAGAUCACCUGCGCCAUGAGCAGCACGGAUGGCCCGGACCUAGCGGAGGCGCCCAAAGAGCGGUGCUUCCUCAGCACCGCGGAGGCAGCGGCCCUGGAGCGGGAGCUGCUGGAGGACUAUCGCUUUGGGCGGCAGCAGCUGGUGGAGUGGUGUGGCCAUGCUAGUGCCGUGGCUGUGACCAAGGCGUUUCCUCUGCCCGCUCUCCCCCGGAAGCAGAGGACGGCGCUGGUCGUGUGCGGCCCAGAGCAGAACGGAGCGGUGGGGCUGGUGUGCGCGCGGCACCUGCGGGUGUUCGAGUACGAACCCACCAUCUUCUACCCCACACGCUCACUGGACCCUCUGCACCGGGACCUGACUACUCAGUGUGAGAAGAUGGACAUCCCCUUCCUGUCCUACCUGCCCGCAGAGGUCCAGCUCAUCAACAACGCCUACAGGCUGGUGGUGGACGCUGUGCUGGGCCCUGGCGUGGAGCCGGGCGAGGUCGGGGGUCCCUGCACACGUGCGCUGGCCACGCUCAAGCUACUGUCCAUCCCCCUUGUGAGCCUGGACAUCCCCUCAGCACGGCGUGCCCUCUGCCCAUCCUGGCCCAGUCGCCCAGGCAGACGUGAGCUCACUCGGCAAAGGCCUCGCCCAUCCUGGCCGCCGCCCCAUGCCUGUUGGAACCAUUAGGCAACAGGCAGACGGAACAAACAGCUGCUAGCCAGCCGGACCCUCCAUGGGGGCAACCAGACUCGGGGGACAUCCCCCGGCUUACAAGAGCCCAGGGUCCUACCAACAGGAUGCCACAGAGCUGGGGAUGGUGGCUAAAGGAGGAGGUGGGCUGCCUGGUCACUGGGAGAGGCUGCAAGCUGGUAUCUGAAUAAACAGCCUAGGACAGAGGGGGUCGCCCUGUUAGGUCAGGAGGGGUUAUUAGUGGCCCCUAGUCAGGAGGGUGGAAGCUAGGGUCAGAGAAGGCAGGAUUAAAGUCAGACGGAGGAGGAAUUCCCUGAUGGUCCAGUGGUUACGACUCUGCACUUUCAAUGCAGGGGGCACGGGUGUGAGCUCUGGUCAGGGAACUAAAAUCUCACACGCUGCACUGUGUGGCCUAAAAAUAAAUAAACACACAUUUUAAAUAAAUAAAAAGUCGGAGGGAGGAGGCUUUCAGUGAGUGGACCCAGACAGGUCGGAGGGGGGAGAGAAGGCAAGACCCCAAGUCAGAAGGUGGAGGCUCAUCUGAGAUCUGGCAGAGGCUAUGGUCCAGUGAGGGAGGGGCUGGGACCUGCCAAGCCAAAAGGCAAGAUCUGGUCUGAGGAUGAAGGCAGGUCAGAGGGAAGAGUCUCUAGUCAGAAGGAGGAGGAUGGAUGCUCACGUUGCUAAGGGCAGGGCAUAUCUUCAGAGGCAAGAACCCGGCACAAAGAGACAGGUCUGGUGGGGGAGGCUUGACUGAGGAUGGAGGUGAGACGUGUAUUCUGAGUAGAGGGUGGGGAUCUGUCCAGAGGAGGCUGUGAGGUCUGGGAGGAAAGAGACUUCAGUCUAAGAGGGGGAGCUUAGGACUGUUAGGGAGGGAGGGAUACAGACAGAUCCCAGGUCAGAAGGCAGACACACAGGUCUGACUGGGAAGAGCAGCAGGUAGAAAUGUAGUCUGAUGGCAGAGGUUGAGACAGAUGGAGGAGGAGGAUUGGGUAGCAGGAUGGAAGCAGACAGACAAGUAUGAAGGCAAAGGCUGCGGUCAGAGGGGGAGGGAGACAUAUCCAAGGAGGGAGGAGAAACUGGGCUGAGGGCAGAGGCUCAGUUUUAUGGGGAGGCCGGUCUGACCAGGACUCACGUGUCAGAGCCCAGGCCGCGCUGGCUGGGGAAGGGGAGGUGGGUGGUGGGCGGCGGUGCUCCCGAGAACGAGCACUCCUCCCAGCUCCGGCUCCCGCCUCCCAUCCUUCCUCCCUCAGGCUGGGACCCAGAGACUGGCGGCGACGCCGAGGACGGGCUACGACCCGACGUGCUCGUAUCGCUGGCGGCGCCCAAGCGCUGCGCCGGCCGCUUCUCAGGGCGCCACCACUUCGUGGCGGGCCGGUUCGUGCCCGACGACGU